AUUGCCAACAGUCAAAGUAUCACAAAUAAUUAUGGCAUUACAAACAUAUGAAUGUAAUUACAUGUUCUAGUUGCUGUUACUUGACAGUUUAAUUUUGUUUUAAUUCGUGUUACGUUAAUUUCAAGUAUUAUUAAAUUUCUUUUCAAGAAAUGUGUUUAUCAUGGUUUCUGGAGAAGAUUGUUCAUGCACGGACGCAACAGAAUCUUCUGACAUAACAUCUCUGCAGACAGAACCUACUUAUUCGGUUAAUACCAAUGUUAAGGAACCUCUUUGUGAUCCUGUGAAUAGAGAGGACGAUCCUUUUCAACAACUUAACUUUAAAGACUGUAAAUGUCGAGAGAUACAUUCAGCUGUACACCACGGAGCAUCUCUGGAACCGUACAAGAAAGAUUUACCGAAAGAGAAGAGUCCGGUGGAGCCGUCUUCAAAUCCAUGUUUAUGUCACGGUCACAAGAUAGCUUAUACUUUACCUUUGAAGUACAGAGAUGAUAAAUCACGACUAUUUUGGUGUCCCUUUAAGUGGAAGUGGCCAAGGAAGGAAUACUUAGAAAGUAAAGACAAAUCAUACAAAGUGAAAUUAACACCAAAGAAAUGUCCCCAUUAUGCGGAGCCCUUCAUGUGCUGUGAAAUAUCAGAAGGGAUACCAAAUAAAAAGAAACACGAUGCGCCAGAAUCAGUCAAUACACCACCAAAGACGGAAAAGGAAAAAGUGGAAGUAACUGAGAAAAUUGACAUCUAUUACUUCGAUCAUGGGAACUCUGCAUAUUAUCAAACGACGGAUUCACCGCCGAUAUUAGCGACCGAGAAAUGCGCCGAGAAAACCGACCAAGCAGCGACUCGCUUUUGGGCCGAGAUAUUUGGGACUAUUCAUAUCGGCACUGCUUUCAUCACAGCGUUUAUUCUACAAUUGGUUCGAUUUAUACUUUACAGUAUAAUCCGACCGCUGACUGUAGGCAUCUUGCAAUUGUUGGCGGACUAUUUUAUAAAACCUCUAUUGUCGAUUGUGUUCAAUGCCCUGAUACAGCCUGUAUUGAUAUUGUUAUACAAUAUUGCAACGUCUUUCAAGGAUCUUUGCGAGCCUAUCGCAGAAGCGAUAGGGCUGUUCCUACGGGAGAUUGCACACGUGUGUGCGGCGAUUCGAAUCGUCGAGGUGAAACAGGGUACCGCUCCCUCGGUUGCUUGCACUUGAUGAUCGAAUAGAAGAAAACGCGAAUUCUCAAUGACGAAGAAGGGAAUAAGGUACCAAACUCAUAAUCCCUUCUUACGACUCGUAAAAAAAUAGCACCAUGCAAAUGUUGGCUUAGGGAAGUUGCUUCGGAAUCUCUGUUUCCAAACUAAUUUAUUUUAAUUUUAUACCUCUCUACCCUGUACUGUAUCUGUCUUUCAUUGUUUGAGGUUCAGAGGUGAAAAAAGGACGACCUAUUAUAUCUAGGUGAUUGACAUUAUCUUGGUAUUUGAACGAUUAUGAAGGAAUCGAGGUAAAACUGAACCGCGAUUAAAUAGAGUAAAACAAAUCUAACCCAUUAAGAUCCAAACGUGUUUGCUAAGUACAGGCCUUUCUAUUAGGCAUUGUUAUUUAGAAUAUUUACGAGGCCAUAUUUAGAAAGAAGAAAAAACGUUGCGAAGGAAGAAAAAGCGUUCUCUUGAACUUUCGAGAUUCCAAAACUCUUUAGACAGCAGAUAUUGCAUCGACUAAAAGGAUUUUGUUGGAUCCCAAAGGGUUAAGAAGUAACUAAAUCCUUUUAUCACAUGUGCUUAUAAAAAAAAAACUUAAUAUACAGCGUAAUUUGUGCGUAUGAAUGGUCACGUCAAGCAAAUUAUAAACUUCAUCCGAUGACCUUCCGUAGAUGAUGAUAAAUUAUCUGGAUCAUCGAUUCGAGAAGGCAUUGUCCCAGGAUACAAUGAUGUGAACUGUAGAAGAUUCGGGAACAGCUCGGUAGCAGCUGUUCGAGUUUCAACGAAUAUAACACAUGCCUUAACACCAGGUAUAUAUUUGGUAUUGUUUAAACUUUACAAUAUUAUCAUCAGUUUCAUUCAUUUUGUUAUUUUUUGCUUUUUUUCUUUCUUUUUUUGUUUUUACAGAACAAAUUAUCCUCUUAUAGCAACUAACUUUGUCAAUAAUAAUUAAUAAUCAUCCUUCGUCUCUUUCGUAUAUCUUACUGUUUAAUAAAUUAUGUACAAU
This is a messenger RNA of Bombus pyrosoma, 2182 nucleotides long. RefSeq lists its product as uncharacterized. The coding region runs from base 161 to 1189 and encodes 342 amino acids. The transcript is spliced from 6 exons. The record is from RefSeq and is a predicted model, not a curated record. Lineage: Eukaryota; Metazoa; Arthropoda; Insecta; Hymenoptera; Apidae.